Racocetra persica is the source of this 446-nucleotide messenger RNA. The record is from the annotation of a GenBank genome assembly. Lineage: Eukaryota; Fungi; Glomeromycota; Glomeromycetes; Diversisporales; Gigasporaceae.
UACUUGAGCAAGAAAAUACAUUACCACAAGCAAGUGGUAAUAACGUCUCAAAGGAUCAACAAAAAAAUAUUGAUGCAGAUAUCGUUGAAGCCUUUUACAAAUAUCAAAAGACAAUUCCGAAAACCCACUUAACCGGAGAAAGCUUAUAUGAUUGUAAAAAUCUCACGGAAGAGGUUAUACUACAACUUUCACAGGAAUUUACUAACAAAAUUUCCUGGAAAACAAUGCCACCUGAAAAGAAUAUACGAGAAUAUUUUGAUGCAAAUUGUGCGAAAAGCGUAGAUGAUAAUCAUGAUAUUGUAAAACUAGAUGCAAACAUCCAGUUUAUGAAAAGCGGUGCAUCUAGUUUUCAAGGAAUGAUGACGGAGGAAGAACUAAAAAUGAGUUCGACAUUUCCUCUAUUUCGUGGGAUAUUUACCUCCGAUAAUAUUAAAAAUGCUUGGUAG